Molecule: messenger RNA, 1520 nt
Organism: Sorghum bicolor (sorghum)
Lineage: Eukaryota; Viridiplantae; Streptophyta; Magnoliopsida; Poales; Poaceae
Product: epoxide hydrolase A
Exons: 5
Coding region: 71-1189 (372 amino acids)
Molecular function (GO): hydrolase activity
Source: RefSeq, a predicted model, not a curated record
CAGCGAACACAAACAGGCUGUGCAAAUCGCUCAAUUGGGCCUGGCCCAGUUUGCGUUUGGGCCAACCCAUAUGGUCCCGGCUCUCCCCUCCGACACGUCGCGAUCACUCGCACCGGUCCCCGCUCUCGGCUCUCCCCUCCCAGUCAACAGCAGCGGCGCGGAGCACGACGCCGACACGCCACGCACCAUGGCGGCGAUGACGGUGAGGCACCGGCAGCUGGAGGCCAACGGCAUAUCGAUGCACGUGGCGGAGGCCGGCCCCGUGGACGCCUCCGCGCCGGCGGUGCUGUUCGUGCACGGCUUCCCGGAGCUCUGGUACUCGUGGCGCCACCAGAUGGACUACCUCGCCGCGCGCGGCUACCGCUGCGUGGCGCCCGACCUCCGGGGCUACGGCGGGACCACCGCGCCGCCGGAGCCGUCGUCGUACACCGCCUUCCACAUCGUCGGCGACCUCGUCGCGCUCCUGGACGCCCUCCACCUCCCGCAGGUGUUCGUUGUGGGCCACGACUGGGGCGCCAUCGUGUCGUGGAACCUCUGCCUGCUGCGGCCGGAUCGGGUGCGCGCGCUCGUCAACCUCAGCGUUGCCUUCAUGCCCCGGAACCCCGGCGUCAAGCCUCUUGAGUACUUCCGCGCCGCAUACGGCGAUGACUACUACGUCUGCCGAUUCCAGGAACCUGGACUUGAAGCAGAAUUUGCUGCUUUUGACCUGAAGAGUUUCUUCAAAUUGGCAUUGACUCUUCGGGCCACAGGUUCUUCAGUCAUGGACCUUAGAAAAAUGCAAACAUACGCUAAGCAAAUAGAGCUACCUUCUUGGCUCUCUGAGGAAGAUGUCAAUUACCUUGCAAGUGUGUACUCAAAAACUGGAUUUGCUGGUGGAGUAAAUUACUACCGCUGCUUGGACCUGAACUGGGAACUGAUGGCGCCAUGGACAAGAGCAAAGGUGCAAGUGCCGACUAAGUUCAUCGUUGGGGACGGUGACCUGGCAUACCAUCACCCGGGAGUGAAGAGCUACAUCCACAAGGGUGGGCUCAAGAGGGACGUGCCCAUGCUUGAGGAGGUGGUGGUUAUCAAGGGCGCUGGGCACUUCAUCCAGCAGGAAAGGGCUCAGGAAAUCAGUGAGCACAUCCAUGACUACAUCAAGAAGUUUGAAGCUGGUGUUCUGCCACCACUAAGAGUUUCAAAGCUGUGAAGACUGAUGGCUCAUGUACAGAACUCAAAUGGUCUGGGAACUCUUGUAAACUAGUGUUGCGGAUCUUUCUAUUAUGCAUGGCAUGAAGAACUGAAGAUGAUAUAUUUUGGAGAAAACAGCGAGGAAGGAAGGGAGGGAGGGAAGGAAGGAAGGUGUUUGUCGUCGUUGUCCAUCGACCUUCUCUUUUAUUCCAUCUGCAUAUCGUUUUAAGCAAGUGGAGGGCAUUUUGUAACAGAACAUUUAUAUGCACGUACGUAGCAUAUAUACAUAUAACCGUAAAAUAUAAGUGUUUCAUAAAAGAGUGCAUCUAUCUGGCCUCACGGGGCGGCAA